Messenger RNA from Knipowitschia caucasica, 1641 nucleotides. The record is from the annotation of a GenBank genome assembly. Lineage: Eukaryota; Metazoa; Chordata; Actinopteri; Gobiiformes; Gobiidae.
AUGCAGAAUCUAGACGAGCUUCUGCGUCAGAUGGUGAGGGUAUUCAGGAGAGAAUGUCACCGAGUCCACCAGUCAGAGAGGACCAGCAUUCAUGGGGCAGAUGCCAUGCUCCUGGUGCUCCAGCUUGCGAUGGCAGAGGUUAACAAAAGGCAACGUGGAGAGUUCAUGGUGACCCUAAAAUAUAAGUCCUUCCUCAAAGUUUCAAACUCUGUGGAUCUGCUGGAUAUUUACUCAAUGUACAAAGAUCUGAAAGUGGAUUCAGAUCCGGAGGUUUCCUUAAAUGAUACCCAGCUUUCUGAGUAUUUAUCUGGAAACCCCAAAGUGGCUCAGACUGAGGUUUCUUCCACACAAUCUACACCAUCAACCCCACUGAGCACAGCAAGGAGAUGCAGCUCACAAAUGAAAGCUGCUGUGAGACGUGUUUUCUGCUCAUAUCUGAGUUUACUGGUCAAUGCCAAGAAUGACCUGGCUAUAGCACUUACUCUUGAUGUCCCAACUCGCAGUCUUGGACGAGAUGCCUUUACAAGCAUCAAACAUGCUGCCCGUGAUGACAAUACCUCUCUGUUUCUGGCUGUUACAUCCUUUGUGAGAGCUAUCCAACUCGGAGGCAAGGGUUACGCCCCAGCAGAAUCUCAUCCAUUAAGGAAACAUAUUAAAGGCCUAUCUAACUUUGUGCAAGUCAUAGACAAUUUGGAGGAAAUAGUUGGAGAGAUCCCAGACCCAAGUUUGUGUUGUACUAGACUUGUGACUGCGAUCAGAGCACUUCUUGUGAAGGGACGCAACAGUGGAGAUCCUGUGUACAUGGCAGCUGACAAGACCGCAAACGAGUUAAAGGAAAGAAUCUUACAGUUGCACCAGAGACGGACUGCUAACGAGUGCUCGACUGGGAUAAGUCCUGCCAGACCAAAAGCAUACGCGAUCAACCAUGCUACGGCAUUUGGAGGACGGGACACUGUUAAGCUGCUCAUGGCGUUAUUGGACGAAGAAGCCUUGACUGCUCCUUGUUCCAAUAAAGCUGAUUUGUUGUCAGAGGACCAGCCUGUACUCAAUGGAGAAGAGGGCAUCUGUGUGCUCACGUUGUACAGAUCUCCUGAAGUGUCCACAGGAUGCUCUCCAGUUUCUUUAACAAACCGGGUCCAAAGCCGACUGGAACUGCUUAAACCUGAGGUUAAAGGAAAAGUUAUUAGAUCUCAAUUUGCCUGCACCUACAUUGAGGACGAGUUGCCACUGAACCGUGUUCUGGAGUUCCCUAGUACCAGUCAGGUACCAUCAUGUAUUCACCCAGCUCCCAAACCCAGGGAGAUGUCAAUGGAGGAGGGCCUCCACAGCAGAGAGAGUGCAGACUCUCAAGAACCUGAGAUUAGUAACUUGCGACAGCCGGCUAUGCUGGCAGUGAAGGCUGGAAAUGCCCAUAAAAGCGUUGCUGGGCCAGGCAAAAAAAGGAAAACUGGCAUUGACGUUCAAAUUAAGACCAACAAGAGGAAGCGGGUGGAGACUGACCAGCCUGGAGGGUCAGAAAAUAAGCCUCCAAAUGAGAAACCUCCCACUGCAGUGAAAAAACCUGGUAAAGCCAUCAGCAAGAAUACCAAUAAAAAGUUGAUAGCUGGACAGGGCAAGCUUACAAACUUCUUCAGACUGUAA